Porites evermanni is the source of this 2144-nucleotide messenger RNA. The record is from the annotation of a GenBank genome assembly. Lineage: Eukaryota; Metazoa; Cnidaria; Anthozoa; Scleractinia; Poritidae.
GAGGAGUGGGUAGCUGUUAGUUAUGGCAGAGACCUGCGGUACAUUGGCCGGGUGGUGAAAGAAGAUAAACGGGCCAUCAGGAUACAAUUUUUAGAGAAAAAGGCGGAUGGUUACUUUCAACUAAAAAAAAGAGACGAGGAAACGGAAAAAGACAUCGUUUUUAUGCGUAACGUGGAUGUGCAAUGGAAAGGGAUCGGUCGCUACGAGGUUCUUCGCGAAAAAGAGAUAAGGAAAAAGCAUGAGGAGUUUUGGAAGACACUCCGUUUGAAAAAGAAGGUAGUGAUCCAUCCUAUUUUCUCAGCUAAUCACUUUAUUUAUUUAUUUUCUCAAUCUGUUUGGUAGAUUAGGCCAAGGCAUACAAAGCAGAGAAAAAGUAUGGCGAGACUUACAAAGAUAUUUUACUUUAAAUUAUUUUAUUUUGAAAUGGUUACCAGGUAGAAUCCUACUGGAACAUAAACGCGCACUCCGACCUUUCUGAAGUGGUGUGCCGAGUUGGCGUAGACGAAAUCCUUGUUGGCGACUUUAAAACAAUCCAACCAUCGAUGAGUGCAGAAGAGAUCGAGAUGAUGGAAAAGUUUUCUCUCCGCUUCAGGGAAGUUGGUUGGCUUAACGACAAGGUACGGUUUUUAAGUAUUUUAUCUCAAUUGCGGGCAUAAGAAAAAGAGAAAUGUUUUGGUGGGUAAUUAUUAACUAUUUUUGGUUACGUUAGAGGGCAAAAUUUGGUUCGGAAUUGACUCACUAUAUGCUUUAUUUUACUAAAAUUAAAAAAAAUCUGUUUCUAUCUUCUUGACAAAACUAGAUAGUAAAUGCAAGCCUAAAGCUGUUGGAGGUUUCUAGUAGGAAGAUGGUAAGUCAAGAGAAACACUGUACUAUGCGUGGCACCUGCUUUAGGGAACAGAGGGAGAGGGUAUAACAGAAGAAGGUUAGUUGUAGCUCGCGCUUCGCGUCGGAGAGUACCGCUUCCUCCUUAAGCUUCUGCCACUAAAGAUAUCUGCCCAUAAUUUUUCAUCAUUUUGCACUUGUUAGUUUUACUGAAAGUAAAUCUGAGAAAAGUUAACGUGUUGUUAACCAUCUUUUAACCAGGGUAUAAAAGUCUUUGCCGCGGAAUCUUUCGUAAUAGAAAAAAUAAGGACAUCAGAAGAGCUCUCUCAGUUGAAGUCAUGGAAGUGGAUGAAAAAGGUAGGUUGAAAGUGAAAAAUGAUUUCUGGGAAGAAACUAAUAGUUUGGCCUUUUCACACUCUUACCACUAUUAGUUCAUGAAACAUAGGGCUAACAGUUUCUUGCGCAAAAUAUAGUAAAUAACUGACUAUACCCCUCUUUUUCAGAUUGACUUUUCAAAUCAAGACUUGGUUUUACUACCUAUGUGCCAUGCCAGUCAUUGGACGCUUGGGGUAUGACUUCUUUUAUCUCUUUACAAGACGGUACCACUGAAUAAUACGCAAGUACCUAGUAUGUAAUUGGCCCCUAUUUUGUGAAGGUGAAACCUUUCUUGGACGAGAACAGGAGCCCAUAACUCCAUGGGCCCCUGACAAGAAUCAAUAAAAGGAACUACAUCAACAACAGUUUCUCGCCCGCUCCGCCUACUCUUUAUAAAGUACAAAGCAAAACGAUAAUUCUGAUAUUUCCCGGGAAAGAGUACAUUUGUUCACAAAUGUUUCUUUAUAUUUUACUUCUAUAAAGGUUGUUAACGUAAAACAAAAAGAGCUUCUUCACUACGACAGCAAGUCGGAAAAACAAGGAAAGUCGACGACGAGUGGAGAGCUUUUUUUCAACUGCAUGAGGUAUAAACUGCGUUUAUAAUAGCCCCCCACCGCAGAAGUGUGUUGUUUUUAUUAUUUUCUAUUUUUUUGAAGGAAUGCAUACGAUUUUUUUUGUGUGCGUGUUAAACUUUCACAGGAAAAUAAUGGCGGCAAAUAAUAUGGACGUGCCCUCUUGGAAAAACAUCUCGCCCACAACGCCGCAACAGUGUGACUGGCAAAGUUGUGGAGUUUAUGUCAUAAAGGUGGGCUCAAACACCAAUUGUUUCUCAGUUUCUAAGCGAGAAAGUAAUAGCGAGCACAGUUUUGUUUGGCUUCUUCUUGUAGGUGGCUGAAUUCGUCGUAGAGGAAAAGAAGCCCUUCAUUUCACAGGUAGAAUAUCAUUAA